Papaver somniferum (opium poppy) is the source of this 3165-nucleotide messenger RNA. RefSeq lists its product as uncharacterized. The transcript has 6 exons. Lineage: Eukaryota; Viridiplantae; Streptophyta; Magnoliopsida; Ranunculales; Papaveraceae. The record is from RefSeq and is a predicted model, not a curated record. The coding region runs from base 1 to 3165 and encodes 1054 amino acids.
AUGGUUAAUGAAAAUGAUGAAAUAAAGGAUCAUGAGGUCCCAGUUAAAACCCUCGGGGAGCGUUUGAACCCGUCUAGAAUGAUGCGUGAACCUGGGGUUGUUUUACCGGCCACUACCGUUAAGUUUGAUAUUAAACCUGGGACAUUUGGAAUGCUACGUAAUUUUAGGGGGAUGGAGAAUGAGAAUCCGUAUACCCAUAUCCGGGACUUUGAGAUGAUUUGUGACACCAUGAGUUAUCCGAAUGUCACCAAAAACGAUGUUAGGUUGCGUUUGUUUCCUUUUUCCCCAGAAGAGAGAGCGGAGUUAGCUGAAAAGACUCGUCAAUGGGAUUCAAUGAGGGAGCCCAAAAUAACUAGGAACCCUAUUCAUAGGGUCAAUAGAGUUGAUAAUGGGUCUGAUAUCCUUAGGCGUCUAGAGGCCUUAGAGAUGAACCAAGGGUCAAACCAUACUAUAAGCUGUAACAGUGAGCCCGAAACCUAUCCAUGUACCAUUUGUGGUGAUCAAACUCAUAUUGGACCUCAUUGUACCUUGUUUUACCGUAGUGAAACUACCCGUGAUCAGGUAAAUGAUAGGGAGGACGGGACAUUUCCUAGCCAAAUGACUCCAAAUCCGAAAAAAGUUAACCAGGGUAAUAGGUCAGGUAGUUUUAACUACAAUGAACAUGUCAAAGCAGUUAUCACCCUUAGGAGUGGUAAAACUCUAGAGAACUCGGAAGAACCACCUAAGGAUAAUAGUCCAACUGAAAAACAGACCGAAGUUGACCAAACUAAGUCUAAAGACCCUAAUGGGCCUGAAAGUUCUAGGAUUCCAAGUGAGGAAGAUAUCCCCGAGAGAGUGUAUAUACCACCUACACCAUUUCCUCAAAGACUCGCUAAGAAAAAGCCUAGUACAUAUGCUGAAAUCCUAGACAUCUUUAAGCAAGUUAAGGUGAACCUGCCCUUGUUAGAUGCAAUAAAACAUUACCCAGUCAAAUUUAAAGAUCCUGGUUCUCCUAUUGUCACAUGUGUCAUAGGUAAACAAACAAUAGAGAAUGCUCUAUUAGAUCUUGGGGCUAGUGUGAAUCUUUUACCUUUCUCGGUAUAUGAACAACUUGGACUAGGGGAGAUGAAACCAACUAGGAUAACACUACAGUUAGCCGAUAGGUCAGUCAAAAUCCCACGUGGAAUUAUUGAAGACGUUUUGGUUCAGGUAGAAAACUUUAUCUAUCCAGUUGACUUUGUGAUUUUAGACACCCAACCUGUCUCUAGUCAAGAUAUAAAUAUCCCAAUUAUCCUAGGUCGUCCGUUUCUGGCUACUGCAAAUGCAGUCAUACAUUGUCAAACUGGCCUAGUAGAAUUUUCCUUUGGGAAUCAGAAAAUCUCGGUGAAUGUUUUUAAAGUGCUACAAGCCCCACCGGACCCUGAACACUAUGAGUCCAUAUGCAUGAUUGAUUCUCUAGUUGAGAAUACCUCUACCACUAAUAGUGUUAGCGAUCCUUUAGAGGCGUGUUUGGCCCACUUUGGAGCCUAUUAUGAUGAGGAUAAACAUUUUGAAGAGGUUAAUGCGUUGUUAGAUUUCGCGGCAGUAAUGAAUUAUGGGAAAUGGCAACCUAAACCAGAACCUCUUACACAUACCAUAAAUAAACCCCUCCCAUCAUCAGUUAAGGCACCCACCCUUGAAUUAAAGCCACCACCAGAUAUACUGAAAUAUGUAUUCCUUGGUAAUGAAAAUACUCUUCCUGUCAUAAUUGCCUCUGACUUAGAGCUCGAUCAGGAAAGUAGACUAGUUAGUGUUCUCCGAGAGCACAAGAAUGCAAUAGGGUGGACCAUAGAAAAUUUGAAAGGAAUUAGUCCUGCUGAUUGUAUGCACCACAUCUACCUAGAAGAAGGUGCCAAAACCUCAAGAGAAAUGCAGAGACGUUUGAAUCCUAAUAUGAAAGAAGUUGUACGCACUGAGGUUCUCAAAUUGUUAGAUGUGGGUAUCAUAUACCCCAUAUCUGAUAGUAAAUGGUUCAGUCCUGUCCAGGUUGUCCCAAAGAAGUCUGAGAUUACAGUAGUUGCGAAUGAGAACAAUGAAUUGAUUCAUACCCAUGUGACUACCGGGUGGAGAGUUUGUAUAGACUACCGUAAGUUGAACUCAGCCUCUAGGAAAGACCACUUUCCUUUUCCAUUCAUCGACCAAAUGUUAGAAAGAUUAGCUGGCCACAACCAUUAUUGUUUCUUAGAUGGAUAUUCUGGUUAUAACGAAAUCCCUAUAGCACCGGAAGCCCAAGAGAAGACAACCUUCACAUGUCCAUUUGGUACUUUUGCUUACAGGCAUCUUUUCUUGUCCAUGCUGGAUUUUAUUGUCGUUUCAUCAAAGACUUUAGCAAGAUUGCCUUACCUUUUGUCAAACCUACUUGCUAAAGAUACUACCUUUGUAUUUGAUGAAGCCUGUGUUCAAGCUUUUGUGAAGCUAAAAUCAUUGUUGACUUCUGCCCCUAUCAUCCAACCACCCAAUUGGAACCUCCCAUUUGAACUCAUGUGUGAUGCGUCUGAUUAUGCGGUUGGUGUUGUUCUUGGCCAACGACGUGAUAAAGCACCUAGUGUGAUUUAUUAUGCUAGUAGGACCCUAAACGAUGCCCAGUUGAUACAACCAUCGAGAAAGAAAUGGUCUAAGGUCAUAGUCUAUUCUGAUCAUGCUGCGCUCAAAUAUCUCCUUUCAAAGAAGGACUCAAAACCUCGCCUGAUUAGAUGGGUAUUGUUGUUCCAAGAAUUUACUCUAAAUAUUCGUGAUAAGAAAGGGUCUGAAAAUGUAGUAUAUGACCAUUUAUGUCGUAUCCUUGAUGAGACUAGAGAUGAUGAGAGGCCGAUCCAUGACACGUUCCCUGAUGAACAGUUAUUUUCCAUCUCUGUGUUACCCUGGUUUGCUGAUAUUUUCAAUUAUUUAGUAACUGGUCAAAUGCCUGACCAUUGGUCUAAACAGGAUAGAGCUAAAUUCUUGUCUGAGGUAAAAUACUUUUUCUGGGAUAAUCCGUACUUAUUCAAAUAUUGCUCUGAUCAGAUCAUCCGUCGUUGUAUUCCUGACAACGAAAUCUCCAGUGUCCUGACUUUUUGUCAUUCUGGAGCUUGUGGGGGUCACUUUAGUUAUAAGAAAAUAGCUGCAAAGGUUUUUGCAUUCCGGUCUUUAUUGGCCAAUACUGUUUAA